This is a messenger RNA of Closterium sp. Naga37s-1, 3501 nucleotides long. NCBI's taxonomy places the organism in Eukaryota, Viridiplantae, Streptophyta, Zygnematophyceae, Desmidiales, Closteriaceae. The record is from the annotation of a GenBank genome assembly.
AUGGUGCAAUACGGCCGAUAUCUGCUUUCUCACCGCGUACCAGGAUGGGAACCAUAUUACCUCAACUAUAAGUCUCUGAAGAAGGAAAUUCGUGCCUAUGAAGCCGCCGUGGCGUCGGGGGUCACGGAGGAAGACGUUCAGCAGGACAUGGCACGUCGAUUUUCUGAACAUCUCGACUCGCAGAUGGAGAAGGUGGUGCUGUUCUUCUUGGAGCAGCAGGGCGUGUUGGCGGGAAAGCUCCAACGGCUACGAGAGCAGAGGGAAGGGUCGAACACGCGGGGAGACGAGUCCAGCCUAGCGAUCGUGAUGUCGUCCGAUUUUAGCGACAUGAUGGAACAGUACAGGGACGUGGGGCGGGAGCUGCUGCAGCUACUGCAGUUUGUGGAGCUGAACGCCACGGGCCUGAGGAAGAUCCUGAAGAAGUUUGACCGGCGUGUGGGCGUGAGGCUGGGACACACGUACAUUGCUUCGCGCACGCUGCAUCCCUACUCGCACCUGCAGCAGAUCUUCAAACAAGUGGGUCUGGGCGCCAUGGUGGGAACAAUCAUCCGCAAUCUGGACGAGCUGCACCGCAGGGAGCGGUGCUUCUCCUCGCCCUCCAAUCUCCUCUCACCACGUGGUGCCGGCACGCCCAGACGCACGUCCUUCUCGCUCUUCAGGCAGGGGGACGAGUCCCCGGUGUACGUGGCUCAGGAGGAGCCCAUCAUUCAGGAAAUCGAGGCGGCACGGGCGAAGCUGACAGACGCGGUGGGGUACAGCACGUACAUGGCCAAGGGGCUGCUGCUGCCGCCUGCUCCUGAGAGAGGGCCCGAGGCAGGAGAGCCGGAGUUCCACUGGUGGUCGCUGCAGCUCAACCAGUUCAACACGUUCCUCUACAUGGUGAACUACUACAUCAUCGUGCCCACAUCAGACGAGUACGCCAUACUCCUCUCCGCGCCACCAGCUCUCUGCGGCAUUAUUAUCGGCGCCACGCCCCUCUGUGCGCUGGUGUCGGCCUUCAUCUUCAGCAAGUGGUCCAACACGUCCUACACGCAGCCCCUUCUCGUCUCCACGCUCGUCCUGCUGCUCGGCAACUUCGCCUACGCUGCUGCGCUGGAUUUCAAUUCUGUAGCACUGUUGCUCAUUGGGCGGUCACUCACCGGCCAUGCACGCGCGCCCCUGUGUGCGCUGGUCUCAGCCUUCAUCUUCAGCAAGUGGUCCAACACGUCCUACACGCAGCCCUUACUCGUCUCCACGCUCGUCCUGCUGCUCGGCAACUUCGCCUACGCCGCUGCGCUCGACUUCAACUCCGUUGCCCUCCUUUUGAUUGGCCGGUCUCUCACCGGAAAUUUCACCCUCAUCGACUUCCUCAACUUCCACUUCCUCGGCUUCACUGUCAUCUCCGUCACCUCCCCCGGCUGGCUCAUGGUUCUCUUCCUUUGCACUGCACUGCACCCCUUUCCACCCUCCCUCCCUCCCUGCAGGCUGGGAGGAGUGCGAGCGAUUAACCGCAGAUACAUAGCCGACCACGUGCCAUCCUCCGAGCGAACCUCAGCCUCGGCGGGUUUCGUGAGCGCAGGAGCCCUAGGCAUGGCAGCAGGGCCCUUCGCAGCCUCCCUCAUUGACUUCCUCAACUUCAAGUUCCUCGGCUUCACUGUCAACUCCGUCACCUCCCCCGGCUGGCUCAUGGUGCUCUCCUGGCUGCUCUACCUCGCCUUUGUGGUGCUUUUCUUUAAGGAACCGGACCGGUCUCACCUGCAGGCGCCAACGCCAUCGGCAGCAGCAGCGGGGGUGAAACGGGAGAAGUCCGGAGGGGAUUUGAGGAGGAAGGGGUCGAAAGAGGCUGCGCUGGGAGGGAGCCUGAAGAGGGGGGGUUCGAAAGAAGCAGCCCUGGGAGGGAUGGGAGCGGUGGGCGUGAAUGGGGUUGGGGGAGAGAGGGGAGGGUGGGGGGACAGGGAUGGGGUGGUGGUGGGAGAGGGGAGUAUGAUGACUGCUGCGUCACCUGCUGAUGGCUCGCGUGAGAUUGAGGAUGGAAGGAUGGAAGCAGGGGCAGGGGACCGGGAAAAGGGCGCUGGGGCAGGGAGUAGAGUCCUGGCAUUGAUGAGGGAAAGGACGAGGUGGACGAGGAGGUUCUUGAGAAUUCUCAGAAACCAGCUUGAUGAGGGGGAGGACGAGCCGGACAUAGAUGAGGGGGAGGACGAGGAGGAUGAGGAUGAUGAUGCUGCAUCGUCCACUGGGGCCGUGGAGACGCUCCCAGAGCUCAUGAAGGAGUUGUCCCGGCCUAUCUCGGUCCUCCUCUUCAUGUACUUCAUGAUCAAAUUCGCCACAGAGGUGCUUAUAUCAGAAUCCAGCCUUAUCUCCAAGUACUACUUCCAAUGGACCAUCAACGACAUUGGUUGGUUCCUGGGUCUCCUGGGUCUCACAGUGCUGCCCAUCAGCUCAGUGGUUGGAAACUACAUCACCAACAUAUUCGAGGACAGGCUGGUGAUCAUGUGGACGCAGGGCCUGAUCGCAGUUGGGGUGAUAGCUGUGAUGUGUUUUGCGCCAAUCAUCAAGUACACUACACAGCAGUACAUUGUUGCUGCUGUCAUCAUCUUUGUCUCCUGCAACGUGCUCGAAGGGGUUUCUCUUUCACUCAUGUCGCGCAUAAUGUCACCACGCCUUGCAAGAGGAACGUUCAAUUGCGGCCUUCUGUCGACUGAGGCUGGAACUUUCGCCCGAGUGGUGGGGGACGGCCUCAUUACUCUUGUUGGAUACUAUGGCACGCAUCUAGUCCUCAACCUUACAAUGAUUCCGGUGCUAGUAAGCGUCCUAGUUUCUUUACUAGCCACUCGCCUCAUGCUCAACACCGUCGGAUUCUACCAGAUUGCCAAGUUGAGCAUCAUUCCAGUGGUCUGCUUCUUCGAAGCUCUCCUCCAUUCAAAGGCCUACUCGCGCGAGGUCAAGUUCUCCGUGGCAGUGGUCAUGGUGGGAGUGGGUGUGUGCACCGUCACGGACAUCAACAUGAACGCCUUUGGCUUCGUCGCCGCUACCGUCGCCGUCAUCAGCACGUCUCUGCAGCAAAUCUUCAUCGGGUCGCUGCAGACCAAGUACAGCAUCGGCUCCUUCGACCUGCUCAGCCAGACGGCUCCCAUUCAGGCGGCACUGCUCCUGCUGCUCGGCCCCGUUAUUGACUACUUCCUUAUCUCGCAAUCCAUUUUGAAAUACCAGCUCACAUGGGGCUCUGCGGUCCUGGGUCACAUGAAAACGGUCCUGGUUCUCGCCAUGGGCUUCCUCGUAUUCAGCUCUCCGAUCACCAUGAAGAACGUGAUGGGUAUGCUGAUGGCUGUGUUGGGAAUGGUUCUAUACAGCUGGGCUGUUGAGAAGGGCAAGAAGGAGAAGGAAGCAAGGGACAAGCUUCAGAGAUCUCCUAUGGUGUCUGCUGCUCUUCCAACCAAAAUGCCAGAUGAGGGGAUGGAGAAUGGUGAAAAGUUGGCACUGCUGUCUAGCAACGAUGAUGUUGAAGCUGGAAGGCAAGGCUAA